CUGAAAGCGGGCGAAAGCUGAGGUGUUGCUAGAAACAAUGCAGUACUAAUUAAAAAAGACAUUUGAGUUUUACAAGUAAAUAAUAAAAAAACACAAUAUUUAUUUAGAUAGCUUAAUGUUUAAGUGCACAGACAAUUAAUAGUUACGGAAUAUGGAUAUGGCCAGAAGCAUUUUUGGUCGAGACCACGAGGGUUACGUGGGCCGUGAAGAACAUACGCGUAAAAUGCAGACCUUGAGCACUGACGAUGAUGUAGGUGAGCUGCCAGUCAUGAUGGAAGAACUGAGUGUCGCAGAUGGCUUGCGUCCAAGUCCUGGUGGACCCUUUUCAGCCUUGACGCCUUCAAUGUGGCCACAGGAACUGCUCGCUAAGCUGGGUGGCGAAUCGGAACUGGCUGCAGCGGGGCCCAACGACCAGCCCGACUACCGAUUCGAUGAGUUCGGCUUUCGCGUUGAGGAAGAGGAUGGCCCCGAACAAAGCUCAAAUAAACUGCUCAGCAUACCUUUUGUGGAAGAUGCACAGCAACGGUUGCAGUGGAUCGCACACCUCGAGUUUGCCCACAACAAGGAAAUCAACGAACUGAGCUGGGAGCAUGUCGACCAACUAUUGCAACGCACCGAAAAGCUUCGCAAAAUGGUGCAGAAUGGCAUUCCACACAGUCUGCGGCCACAAAUGUGGAUGCGACUAUCCGGUGCGCUCUCCAAAAAGCAAAAAAGCGAAACUAGCUAUCAGGAAAUAGUCAAGGCUUCCAGCAACGAUCAGUUAAUGACUUCGAAGCAAAUUGAAAAGGAUCUACURCGUAUCCUGCCCACAAAUGCGUGCUUUAGUCAUCCAAACGGAACGGGCAUUCCACGAUUGCGUCGCAUCCUGCGCGGCAUUGCGUGGCUUUUUCCGGACAUAGGUUACUGCCAGGGCACCGGAGUUAUUGUUGCCUGCCUGCUGCUGUUCAUGGAGGAGGAGAAUGCAUUUUGGAUGAUGGUCACUAUUGUUGAGGAUCUCCUCCCGGCAUCGUACUACAGCUCAACAUUGCUUGGCAUUCAAGCGGAUCAGCGUGUGAUGCAAACAUUAAUAGCCAACUACUUAUCCAGCGUGGAUGAUACGCUCAAGCGUCACGACAUCGAUCUGUCGUUAAUAACACUUCACUGGUUCCUUACCCUGUUCGCGAAUGUGGUGCAUAUGAAGAUAUUGGUGCGGAUUUGGGACUGGUUCUUUUACGAGGGCUCCAUUGUACUAUUCCAGCUGACGCUCGGUAUGCUAAAAGUGAAGGAACAGGAUCUYAAGCAUCUGGAAAACUCUGCCCAAAUCUUUAAUUCGCUCUCAAUGUGCUGCGAAGUGGAUGACGUAGAAGUGCUGUUCCGGCAAGCUCUCGAAGUGGGUGGCUCGUUGAGCCAGACCGUAAUCGACACGCAUCGGCGUCGUCAUCUGGCCUAUUUGAUGGCAGAUCAGGGUCAUCAGAUAGGCAAUCCAGAGGUGGCAGCCAAUUUGCCUAAGCAGCAUCUGUCCAGGCGGCAAGUGCGGAAAAGUAAAUCCAUACUAGAAGCAUUUCUAUUUCGCGGCGACCCUGAAUCAGAUCAACUGAAAAACAAAAACAUACGCCAGACCGAAAUACUAGUAGAUCUGCGCGAAGCAAUCCUGAAGGUGGGUCGUCACUUCAUCACYAUCGAACCAAAACUGGCAGGACAUAUUCAACUAACGGCAAACUACAGCAGCGAAUCCCAUGCCAAGGAUCACGAGAACUUCAUUAAUGUUGCUCGCACACGUAAGCGCCGGGCUAAGGCUUUGCAUGACUUUGAGCGGCAUGAUGACGAUGAGCUGGGCUUCAGGCGGAACGAUAUAAUCACCAUCAUCAGCCAGAAGGACGAGCAUUGCUGGGUGGGAGAGCUAAAUGGACUGCGUGGCUGGUUUCCAGCGAAGUUCGUGCAGCUGCUGGAUGAACGCAGCAAGCUGUAUACCUCUGCUGGCGAUGAUGCUAUCUCGGAAACGGUUACAGAUCUUGUCCGUGGUACUCUGGCACCAGCUAUUAAAGCAUUCCUCGAACAUGGCAUGAAGCGACCCACAUUCCUAGGGGGUCCAAUACAUCCGUGGCUGUUCAUUGAAGAAGUUUCCUCCCUGGAGGUGGAAAAGGAUUUUAAGUCUGUGUACAGCCGUUUGGUUCUCUGUAAAACGUAUCGCCUUGAUGAAGAUGGCAAGGUGUUGACACCCGAGGAAUUGCUCUAUCGCUGCGUGCAAGCGGUCAAUCAAUCACAUGACAAUGCACAUGCCCAAAUGGAUGUCAAACUGCGCUCCCUCAUCUGUUUAGGCCUCAACGAGCAGGUUCUACAUCUGUGGCUAGAGGUGCUCUGCGCGUGUCAGGAGGUUGUGCAGAAGUGGUAUCACUCCUGGAGUUUCAUAGAUUCGCCAGGUUGGGUGCAAAUUAAAUGCGAAUUGCGCAUACUCUCACAGUUUGCCUUUAAUCUAAACCCCGACUGGGAGUUGCCACCAAAGCGCGGCAAGGAAUCGCAGCCACUUAAAGAUGGUGUGCGCGACAUGCUUGUUAAGCAUCAUUUAUUCUCUUGGGACCUAUGAAUCCGGCUGAUCUGAGGAAAUACGUUGCAUAGCUUUCUACAUCCUUUUUAUAUAAAUUUGCAUAGCGCUCUUCAUUAAGUAUGUACAAUCAUGCACGUUGCCUAAACC
Messenger RNA from Drosophila arizonae, 2671 nucleotides. Its product is annotated as small G protein signaling modulator 3 homolog. Gene Ontology annotation, molecular function: small GTPase binding; GTPase activator activity. The record is from RefSeq and is a predicted model, not a curated record. Gene Ontology annotation, biological process: regulation of GTPase activity. NCBI's taxonomy places the organism in Eukaryota, Metazoa, Arthropoda, Insecta, Diptera, Drosophilidae.